Molecule: messenger RNA, 2704 nt
Organism: Oncorhynchus gorbuscha (pink salmon)
Lineage: Eukaryota; Metazoa; Chordata; Actinopteri; Salmoniformes; Salmonidae
Product: T-box transcription factor TBX6L-like
Exons: 9
Coding region: 287-1567 (426 amino acids)
Biological process (GO): cell fate specification; vasculogenesis; regulation of transcription by RNA polymerase II
Cellular component (GO): nucleus
Molecular function (GO): DNA-binding transcription factor activity, RNA polymerase II-specific; RNA polymerase II cis-regulatory region sequence-specific DNA binding
Source: RefSeq, a predicted model, not a curated record
GCAGCGGUAAAGUCGGGUGUGAACCCGAGCUUUCAGCUCUUCAAGUCCGGGUGUCGCUCCAGGGUCGCGAGCUAUGGGAACAAUUUGGCGAUAUAGGAACUGAGAUGCUCAUCACCAAAACAGGAAGAUGGGGGGCAUAGCAACACUACGGACCACCCCCAGGCAUCCUCACGUACCUUGUGCUCCAUCAGAUUUUUGGGGUGCAUGACACCCUUUGGCGGGGUUCAUUGUAACAGGCUGCAGGGUUAAAUGUAACACUGUUUUCAAUGAUAAAAAUGAGGGGCGUAUGUUUCCGAGCUGCAGAGUCACUGUGACAGGGUUGAAUCCUCAGGCAAAGUAUGUGUUGAUGAUGGACAUGGUCUCGUUUGAUGACGACAAAUACAAGUGGAGCAGGGAUCACUGGGAAGUGAGUGGUAUGACCGAGUCACAUCUUCCCAACCGCUUCUUCAUCCACCCAGACUCUCCCUCCCUGGGGGAGAGGUGGAUGCAAUACCCCGUCUCGUUCCACAAGCUCAAACUCACCAACAACACCCUCAACUCCAGUGGCCUGGUGGUUCUUCACUCCAUGCAUAAGUACCAUCCCCGUCUGCACAUCGUCCAAUCUCCAGACCCCUACAACCCUCUGUCAGGGGGCUACCUGCGCUUUACCUUCCCCGAGGCAGCCUUCAUAGCUGUCACUGCCUACCAGAACUCAGAGAUAACAAAGCUCAAGAUAGACAACAACCCCUUUGCAAAAGGAUUUCGUGACAAUGGGCUGAACAGAAAAAGGUUCAGAGAAAAGGAAGGUCAGAGCACCGAAAAACUAAAUGAAAGACAACUCCAGAUGGAAUUGAAAUCUUCAAAUGUAGGAUCCAGAUCAGUGGAGUCAGAUGAUGAGGCUGAUGUCAUCGUCUCAAGCUCUAGCUCAGUGAAUUCUUAUGGUGCAGCAGGAUCCAGGACUGAUGACAUCACGUCUCUCUCUGCUGCACAUAACCCCUUAAUCUCUGCCUUCAUGAACUGGGGGGCUGCGGCUGCAGCCCUGCCCUGUGGCCAGGAGGGAUGGGGGAUCCAGGACACAAUGACCCACAACACCCACACAUACAACACACUUACUACCAGGGACUAUGGCAGCCCUGGGCAGCAUAACGAAGCCAGGAAUACUGGUUUAUCAAACGUUGCUUCUCCUCUCUUCCUCCCACACCUUCCACUGGGCCAGACUCACCACCUAGGGUCUGUUGGCUUCAGAAGGCCCCAGGCGCAGAGCAGGAAACCAGUGGGGCCUCACCCACUUCACCACCGAGGAGGUCCAAGUGGUCCAGCACCAGAACUCUCCCAUAGCCACACAUCAGACCACCAGCCUCAGCAGCAGCAGCCACAGCCCCAUCAGGCUGAGUUUGACUACCCUCUCCCCCUGCCCCCAAAGGUCAGCAGGAUGCACCUAACUGAGAGUGCCCUGUGUAGCCUGGAGAAGAGCCCCUCCCCCUCGGUGUCCGGCAGCACUUGGUCCCUCACCGACAUGCUCAACAGGAUCCAAAGCAGGGAAGGGUUUGGGAUCAACUCAGUGAGCCCCCAGGGGAAGCUGCUCUAAGCCCAGACCCAGUAUGAGAGGCCAGGCCUGGAGCUGGGGGUGAACAAGGAGCUCCGGCCACCACAGCCCAAUCCACCACUACCUGAUGAUGAGCCAGAGUACCUGCCUCUCCACAACAUGAUGCGCUACCACCAGAACAGCUUGAUUGGCUCUGCUGGGCUGCUAAGAGACAACUAUGUGGACCCUAGAGUGCCCUCCUGUAAGUCACCUAUGCUCGACCUAUAAGUGAUCUCUUGUUCAGUAAACACAACAGGUCAGGUAGACAUGAACAUUUUCCCCCACCACUUGUGGACAUCUAGCAACAUCCCUGGGUAGACUUGAGGCAAAUUAAUAUGCAAUAUUGAGUCAUGUAUAGUUUAUUUCCCUUUGCUAUGUUAGACGUUGCAAAAAGAAUAUACAUUUUUUUCAGUUGUAAAAUGGGGAAGUGGUUUGCUAGGAUAAGGAACUGGGGACUCUUUUGCCCUGACAUUAGAUUUUUAUCAUUUGUAAGGGGAGCUAACAACUAUGCAAUAGAUUUGCAUGUCUUAACCAUCAACAUGUUUCCCCACUUUCUUGGGACAUUGUAAUUAACAGUAAAUAAUGAGUGAGAUUAUAUGUGAGAUGUGAAUGCAGAAGAGCAGUGGUUAAUCAAACAUACAAAAUGUUUUUUUGUUUGUUUUGAUGUUAAGGCUGAUAACAUUAGCCAUAUCCAUACUGUAUGUGUCGUUGUCAUGCUAGACAAGUUGGCUACAGUACGUACAGCAUAAGAGUUAUGGGACGAGGAUAAUGUAACAGGCCACUGGUAACUGAUUCUCUGAAAGAAUACUGAGGAAACUGUAUGAGGUGGCAGAAUAUUUAUUACAGGGAAGUGAAUCAUACUUUGCAACAGCAAGACUGGAGGAUAUGAGGGUCACAUGUUCACAUGCUGAAAUAUCCAUUUGGGACCAGUUUUCGAGUAGUAUGUAAUGAAACAAUCUAUAUAAAUCCAAAAUAGACAAAUUCUCAUAAACACAUUUAUUAAGUUUGAAUAGAUAUUGUAUAUUUCAAUAAUGUGCAAUCUUUUUUAUAAUAUAAAUACACUGCAUUCGGAAAGUAUUCAGACCCGGUUAUACAUGUGUGCAAAUUUACAACAAUAAAAAAACUGAAAUAUCACAUUUA